Messenger RNA from Pistacia vera, 2018 nucleotides. RefSeq lists its product as uncharacterized. The record is from RefSeq and is a predicted model, not a curated record. The transcript has 12 exons. Bases 83 to 943 code for a protein of 286 amino acids. NCBI's taxonomy places the organism in Eukaryota, Viridiplantae, Streptophyta, Magnoliopsida, Sapindales, Anacardiaceae.
UUCUCUCAACACUUUGGCGCCAAACACUCCCACUCCCAGAGAUACACACCAACACGCAUUAGAAACACCUAAAUAUCUCCUCAUGGAUUUGGAUGCUCCACUUGAUUUCGAAACUGAAGACCCGCUUCGUUCUUCCACUCUUGUUAACAAUAAAAGGAAAAAGAUUAUUGGCUUAGAUGAUCUUUUAACUGAUCACUACAAGCAGAAACGUAAACUGAUUGAGAAGGCAAAAAAGCGGGCAAAAGCCAAAAAAAACUAUAAUUCUGAUGAGGAUGAGAAUAGCAAGGAAGCUCUGCUAUCUAACAUUGUUAACAGUUGCCAAAAUCAGAUGGAAGAUAUAAGUGGUGAGGAAGAGAUUGCUGAGUGGGGCUUACAGGUUUUUGGGGAUCAGAAAACACCACCAUGUUUAGUUCCUAAGCUAGAAGGUUGCCAGCUUUUGCAGUCUUUCGCAAACAAUGAAGUCAACUCUUUCGUGGAACUCAGCAACGAAAAAGGAGACUCUUUCCUUGAAGGAUUGUUGGUUAACGGGUGGCUUUCAAAAUUGGUCUUUGCAACUGGUCAAGUAGAAAAAUCAAUAGCCACAUGGACUUUUAAUCUGAUUCUAUAUUCAUCAGAAGAAGAGUUAAGGACAUCUGCCUGCGACUUCUGGUGUACCAUUCUCUCAUAUAAAAAUGAGGGUGAUGCACAUGCACAGCCUGUUAUAAUUGAUUGGUUUCCCAGCUACUCUGAACUUCACAGAGCUCUUGUAACAUAUGGAUAUUCAUUUAAUUUUUUAUCCACUGUAGGAUUAGUUAAUAAAGAUUCUAGUUGUAGAGGGCCACCACAAAAUCUAAUAGCGUGGAUCAAAUUUACAGCUGCUUGUUGUCAAGUAAGGGGUAAAAAGUCAAUAUUUUCGACUGAAGAAGCUGAAAUGUUAGUUGAUGCUGUUAUUUGUCUAUUUUAGACCGCCAGCUUCUAGUUUUGUCAGUGCCAUCUGCAUCAAUGCCUGCAAUCGGCUAUCAGUUACUUCACAGAGCAAGAAUGGAAUACCAGCUGUGAGAAAAUAGCAAAAUCUCUCGCUCACAGGGUCCCUUUGGACUUAAACUGCUUGCGAACUGUGGACUGCAUAUCAGGAGUCAACAUCCGUAGUAAGCACCUCAGAAGUGCAAUUGCCUAUCAAAUUCUCGUUCACUGUUUCGAUAAUCAGGCUUUCAAUGAAGAGGAAAUUCUGAAUUUGCUUAUUACAAUCAAUGUGAAAGACAGAAAUUGUGAUCUUUUCAAGAUGUAUGUAUACUUGGUUUUGACAGAGAACUGGCUUUUGUCAUGUCCAAAGUUCGAAGAAAAGCCAGUGAUAAAUGAAAUGUGGGGUGUUUAUCUUCGGAAUUGUUCUUGUCAAAUCUCUAGCACAGAUUUAAGGCCUUACGCGUCAAAGGUUCGUAAUAAGGCAUCAUAUCUUCUACAAGGUCCCAUCAACAAUUAAUUUUUAGGAGUUUUAAGGAAAACAAUUGCUCUGAGGAAAGGUAUGACAGCAGCAUACAGAAGAUUAAAACUCUUUAGCAGUGAAUGAUCAAUAAUUGCUAAUACCGUGUUUUAGCUAAAAAGACGAGUUGCUAUCACCACAAGAUUUGUCCAAAAAGAGUAUCAAAUACUUUGAUGUAUAUAUAUAUAUUGUAGAAGCACCUUCUGACUCUGGCAUUUGGUGUUCGCAGGGUAGUUCUUGGGGAAGUGAUAUUAAGCAUAGGUGGUGGAAGUUUCAUUAUCAGAUAAUUCCCAGUCUUUUGAUAUGAAUCUGCUUGAUUCUUAGGCAUCAAUUUUGAAAGCAUCCACUGGAGUGAGAGUGCCAAUUUGAUGAGCUACUCAAUUUAACAAUAAUGUACAGGAUAAUUUGAGUACUAUUAUGAUAUCUAGCUUAUGUCUUUAUGUCUUUAUUGCUUUAUUGUGGUGUAGAUUCCAUGUCUCAAGUUCUGGUUUGCAUUCUGCAUUCAUUUGAAGUAGUAAUGUUUUUAGAAUUACAGGAUUGGUCCUGAAAGUUAGCUAAA